AUGGGAUACGCCACCGCCGCUUGCGCCGUAUCCUCCACCUCCACCGCACUCAUGGAGUGCCGCGGCGGCGGCAGCAGCAGCAGGCAGCAGGCGGCGACGCCGCACUGCGUCGGUCUGCCGCCGCUCUCCCCCCCGCCCCCAGCACAGAGCCGCGCGCAGAGGACCGGCGCCUACUGUGAGCCGCCGGAUCUGCCUCUCUCUCUCUCUCUCUCUCUCGCCCUACUGUGAGCGCGCGCGGGCGCGUUUUCCUUUUUGAAAGAUGGUGGAUGGCGCUACUUUGCAGGCCGCAGGGUCGCUCGGAAUGUGGUGUCGAUGGCCACCGGAGAGUCCGUGGCCACCGCGGCGGCGACGACGGCCGUGGACGCGCCGGCGGAGGGCGGUGCCGCCCCCGCCCCCGUCGCUGAAGUACCUGAGAUUGUGAAAACCUUACAAGAAGCUGUAAGUAAGAUUCCAUUCGCCGCUGGUUUCAUGCGUUCGAAUUCGGGAUCGUCAUCCCGGAACUUGUGGAUGCUGACCUCAAUUCUUAUCUUCAUGGCCAGUGGAACAAGGUUGAGGACAAGUAUGCGGUGUCGUCACUGGCAGUUGCCGGAGUUGUUGCUCUGUGGGGUACCGGUGGGAUGAUCUCGGUAACCACCCCCCCUCCUCUCCUAAUUAGGCCUAUUUUGAUCAUAUUACCUGUAAAUCUGCGUUUGAUAUUUACAGCUCCUUCUCUAGAAAAUCCUCUCUUCCCUGAUAACUAACAGAUCCCCUUCCACUUUUUGUCUUCCAUUUGCAGGCAAUUGAUAGGCUUCCUCUGGUUCCUGGUGUCCUUGAAGUGGUCGGCAUCGGCUACACUGGGGUAAUACUUACUGAUAAGGGCGCUACUCGAAUGAGCUUCGACUGUUGCUUAAGAACUUGAUUAUCAUGAUUUUUAUAUUAGUUAUAAUGCUGGAAAAACCCUCACAAGGGCAUGCCCUGAAUUGAGCUUGAAUGCUGAUCAGGAACUUUAUCCUCCUGAUCCUUAUAUUACCUGGGGAAUGCACCUGAUUUAUUUAAUACGGAUGCUAAUGAUUUUUCUGUGUUAGUUCUCGUGGCAGUGGGCUUGCCAUGAACUGAUUUUGAACUUUGCCGAGGAAGUUUAUUCCCAUGAUUUUUAUAUUAUUUGGUGUACGCAUCUGGGCUAAUUUAAUAUAAGAUGCUAAUAAUUCAUUUGAUCUGUUGUCGUUGCAGUGGUUUGCAUACAAGAACCUGCUUAAAAAGCCUGAGAGGUAACUCUUGGAUUCCUCCUUCACGGUCUAGAUUCCGACAGUUCAGCUGAUAAUUACCAUAAUUGGCAUGAAUCGUACAUUUAUUACAUCACAUGAUGAUGAUGAUGAUGAAAAUGAAAAUGAUUAAUAUUACUUUGCAAUAUUUCCUGGGAAUGUGUAACUGAUGAUUAAUAAUGUUCGUAGAAGUUCCUGAUCAUAAUGCCUGACAUAGAAAAAAAAAAAUCGAGAAUUUCAUAUCUGAAAAGUGCUGUAAAUUCGGGUAAGUUCUUGACAAUUAUGAGUUUACUCAAAAAACUUGUCAAGAAUUUACACUUUCUUUGAAGUAGUCAGACGAGUGGACAACUCGACAAAGAACUGUGCAUUCUAAAAUAUUUUUCAAUAUUUUCUAACACGAUUUACCUUCCUAGCUCUCACCUUCUUGCUAUAAAUGCUCGUUUAGCUUGUUCGGAUCAUGAUUUUUCUUAUUUCCUUGGAUUUUCUUUCUCUGCAUUCAUCGAUAGCUUCCUAAUCAGAACCACACUCAUUGUCAAUUCACCUGAUUUCUCAUCUUCUUCCUAAUUUCCAAUCCAUCCGAGGUCUCCACGUUGACCAAAUUACUUUAGACCCAGAAUAAUAUGCUCCCGCUCUCAUAAAUUUUCUCUCUCUUCAUCUCUCAUGCCCGCAAAUCAUGCGACCAAGCCCACCCAUCGAUCUGGAGAUUUCAGGAUGAACAGAGUCAGGAUCUUCUUCUUCUUCUAAUUACUGGAAAAUCAUGCGGAUUCUCAGGAUUGAUCUUCUGUCAUCUUCUCCAGGGAAGCGCUCAUAGCGAAGAUCAAGAACACCUACAAUGAGAUCCUUGGGAGUAGUCAAUGA
Molecule: messenger RNA, 2099 nt
Organism: Spirodela intermedia
Lineage: Eukaryota; Viridiplantae; Streptophyta; Magnoliopsida; Alismatales; Araceae
Source: the annotation of a GenBank genome assembly